UCAUGAAUAUGCAUUUUGUCGCCACUGUGGGAGUUAACCUGACUCCACUCAUGUUUAAAUUGCAGGAGCUGCCUCUUGUCUCUCUGCCUGCAAAUGCUUGACUGGGCCGAACACUGAGAAAAAGUCAGAAUUUGGGGUGUGCAACGAAACUAAGCAAAUAACACAAAUAUGGAAACUAUUGGCGAGAUCAUCCCAUUCGCUAAGGAAAUGCUGAACCAGAGGCCAAACCGGGGCAUGGUGAAGAUCUACAUGCUUGGCUCUACUCUGGCAAUGCUCGGAAUGAUUGGCGGACUGGUGGAAACGAUUCUCCUUCCUUUUGUGGAGCAGGAGCCUGUGGAGGACACACUGGUAGAGCUGAGCAUGGAGAAGAGGAAGAAAAGGAAGCAGGUGCUGAAGUCACACACAACCGUGAUUUGCCCUGAAGUCAUAGAUGUGGUUGAGACGGUAGUGAUCGAGGCCAAGGCUAAACAUCUGGUGACCGCUGGGCAGAGAAGCUCAGCCAACCGCUUAUAUGCUUCUUAAAGAAAUAUCUCCUCUCCCGAUGUAAAUGGACACUGCAGUUACAAUGUUGAUGGCAAUGGUGGUAAAUUAAAUCACCAUGUUAAACUGG
This is a messenger RNA of Seriola aureovittata, 610 nucleotides long. RefSeq names its product G0/G1 switch 2 (gene g0s2). The transcript has 2 exons. Bases 169 to 522 code for a protein of 117 amino acids. Lineage: Eukaryota; Metazoa; Chordata; Actinopteri; Carangiformes; Carangidae. The record is from RefSeq and is a predicted model, not a curated record.